Molecule: messenger RNA, 5632 nt
Organism: Saccostrea echinata
Lineage: Eukaryota; Metazoa; Mollusca; Bivalvia; Ostreida; Ostreidae
Product: multidrug resistance-associated protein 1-like
Exons: 30
Coding region: 111-5078 (1655 amino acids)
Biological process (GO): transmembrane transport
Cellular component (GO): membrane
Molecular function (GO): ABC-type transporter activity; ATP hydrolysis activity; ATP binding
Source: RefSeq, a predicted model, not a curated record
UGGCCUCACAGAAAAUUCUGUGCCAGGAAUGCUAGAAAAUUAGCUGUGAUGAUUUUCUUAUAAUGUGAUUGAAAAAUUAAUUAGUGCGUGGAGGAGAUACUAUAGCCUCAAUGAUGAGUGUGGAGGAGGACCUACACAGCUUCUGUAACAGAUCCGUGUUCUGGAACAGCACAGUUUUCCUGGAGAAUUCCUGGCCCCGUAUUCCUGCGUGUUUCCAGAUCACUGUGUUGACAUGGAUUCCCUGCGCCUGGUUGUGGCUGACGUUACCUCCGUAUUGUUACUACCUGUAUCACUCGGACAACAGACAGAGAAACAUUCCUGCCAAUGCCCUGAGUGCUAUCAAAUCUGGUAUCAGCUUUUUACUUGGAAUAAUCGUCCUGGUGGGCCUGAUCCAUGACAUCACAAAGGACGAGAAUCUGAGUCUUUCCCACGUCCCUCCCGCCAUACUCCUCAGUGUCUUCCUACGACUGGCUACAUUUAUGCUUGCCGGCUUCUUGGGUCAGAUAGAACGGUUGUGUGGCAUUGUUUCAUCGGGCGUGCAGUUUGUUUUCUGGUUGAUACUUCUGGUCCUCAGUGUUGUGCCAUUUUAUUCCAAUAUUAUGCAAAGGAAAUAUAACUGGGACCUCUUUAAGUUCAUCAUAUUUUACAUUUAUUUCCUGGCUGUUUUUGUCCAAUUUAUUCUACAUUGUAUAGCAGAAAAACCAGAAAUAUCAGCAGAGAAAACUCCGGAGGAGAAGAGUAACGUAAACCCACUGUAUUGUUUUAAACAGAAGCCGUGUCCAGAGAAAGAUAGUUCUGUGUUAAACCGGCUAUACUUCUGGUGGCUCAACCCACUUGUGCUAUCUUCUGUGAAAACUCCACUAAAACUUGAGGACAUGUGGCAACUGAACAAGGAAGAUAAAAACAGUUAUCUCACGCAGAAGUUUGAAAAACACUGGAGAAGGGAGAUCAUCGACUCCAAAAUCAAAUUACAAAAGAUGAUGUCAUCAGUCAGGAGAAAACAAGAUCUUUACACAAGGGCCUCUGGUAUGACGGAGAAAACGCCCCUUCUAGGUGGAAAGACUGGGCCAGUGUUUACAACAAAGGAGGAAACAACUCCAACCCCUCCUGAUCCACCGGAAGCCAUCCCUUCUCUUUCCUCCGCCCUGACAAAGACUUUUGGAUUCGUCUACCUGGUGUCUCUUGGAUUCAAGUUCCUCUCCGAUGUCCUUCAAUUCGUUAGCCCUGUUCUGCUUGGAAUCCUGAUUGAUUACGCUGAUAAGAGGGAGCAGCUUCCAGCAUGGAGGGGGUAUAUCCCCGCCAUCCUGCUGUUCCUGGCCUCCUGUCUACAGUCCAUAUUCUAUCACCAAAACUACCAUGUCGGAAUGUCUGUUGGUAUGAGGAUCAGAUCAACCCUCAUCGCAGCAAUCUUCAGAAAGGCCUUGACAUUGAGUCCAUCUGCACGGAAGGGUAACACUCUAGGCGAGAUCGUGAAUCUCAUGUCUGUUGAUUGCCAGAGGAUUCAGGACACAUUUACGUACUCCUGGUCUCUGAUGACAUGUCCACUACAGAUGGCGCUGGGGAUUUACCUCCUGUGGAAUGUUGUGGGGGCUUCUUGUAUCGCUGGACUAAUAGUACUUAUUCUGAUGGUCCCCCUCAAUUCUUUUGUGGUGGUCAAACAAAGGGCACUAAACGUAAAAGUACUGCGUCUCAAGGGACAGAGAACAAAAUUAAUGACGGACGUCCUCAAUGGAAUGAAGGUGUUAAAGAUGUAUGCUUGGGAACCUUCAUUUGAAGAAAAAGUUAAGAGCAUUCGAGACGAAGAGUUGGUAUAUCUGAGAAAGAUUGCAUGGUUACAAGGAAGCACCACAUUUUGUUGGAUUCUUGCGCCAUAUUUGGUGACCUUAGCUACAUUUACCACUUACAUCUUGAUCUCCCCUGAACACGUUCUUGAUGCUAAGAAGGCCUUUGUCGCUUUGGCUCUGUUUAACAUCCUCCGACUUCCAAUCAACCUAAUGUCACAGACCAUCUCCUUACUUGUACAGGCUGUGGUGUCCAUUAAGAGAAUCCAAGACUUCCUAGUGAUGACUGAUUUAGAUUCCACAAACGUACACCACUCAACUCUCUCUGAUUACGCCAUAGAGGUCGAAAAUGCAUCAUUCGCUUGGGAUUUGGAAGCUCCAACGCCUACGUUAAAGGAUAUCAGCCUGAAGAUACCGGAAGGGAUGCUGAUAGCGGUGGUGGGACAAGUCGGCUGUGGUAAAUCGUCGCUGAUCUCUGCUCUCCUCGGGGAAAUGAAUAAGCUGGAGGGAAGUGUUAAUUUCAGGGGCACCACAGCAUACGUUCCUCAAGAGGCGUGGAUACAGAAUGCAACACUGAUGAACAAUAUUUUGUUUGGUAAGCCUUACAUACAGAAAAAAUAUCAGAAAGUCAUCGAGGCAUGCGCCCUGGUGCCUGAUCUAGAUAUGCUGCCCGGAAGAGACCAUACAGAAAUCGGCGAAAAGGGAAUUAACAUAAGCGGUGGGCAGAAACAGAGAGUGAGUCUUGCCAGAGCGGUGUAUAGUAACUCCAAUGUUUACCUUCUCGAUGAUCCUCUGUCGGCUGUCGAUUCUCAUGUAGGAAAACACAUCUUCGAUCGUGUCAUAGGACCCAAAGGACUUCUUAAAAAUAAGACACGCGUUCUUGUAACUCAUGGCGUCCAUUGGUUGCCUAUGGUAGAUAUGGUUGUUGUCAUGGUAAACGGGAAGAUUACAGAAACAGGAAACUAUGAACAGCUAAUCAAACAUGACGGACCGUUCGCGCAAUUCUUAAAGGAGUAUUUCCUGAAUGAACCUGAUAAUGAAAUAGAGAAUGAGCACCCAGAAAUUUCCAAAAUAAAGACACAGAUCCUUGAAAAGGUUGAGUCUGUGACGUCAGAUGCUUGGACAUCCGAUGCAGACGGCAAGAGACUAAGUCUCUCUGUAAGGAGAGAAUCAAAAAAGCAGGAGCUGGGAAAAUCUCCCUAUCCUAAACCAGCAGAAAAAUCCAUAUCGCGUCAGAAACUGACGUCAGCGGAGACGUCACAGGAAGGACAGGUAAAGUUAUCUGUCUUCACGGAGUAUGCUAGGGGAGUGGGCGUCCUAACGUGUGUAGUUGUUCUCAUUGUGUUCACACUGUACCAUUCUACCAGCGUCUUUUCCAACUAUUGGCUAACGUACUGGACAGAGGAUCCACUUCUCUUGCAUCGGGACGAGAUGAACACAACUGAAUAUUACGAUAGGAAGACCUAUUACCUCUCUGUAUAUGGAGUUCUAGGGGUCGUACAGGGAGUACUUGUCUUCCUGUAUGCCAUCAUUUUAUCUUUGGGAAUGGUGACUGCUUCCGGCAGAUUGCAUCACAGAAUGCUCCAGAAAAUUCUCCGUGCACCAAUGUCUUUCUUCGACACAACUCCUCUUGGGCGGAUUACCAAUCGUUUCUCAGCUGACAUAGACAUAAUGGACAACACGUUACCCUUAACAUUUAGGAUAACACUGAACUCACUAUUUCUGGCGCUUAGUACUCUGAUCGUUUGCACAAUCAACACUCCGUACUUUGCAGCAUUCAUUGUUCCUGUAGCAAUCCUGUAUUAUUUCAUUAUGAAAUUCUACAUUCCUACGGCAUCCCAGCUUAAGAGGGUGGAGUCCGUGACCCGGUCCCCUGUAUUUAACCACUUCAGUGAGACAGUGACGGGGGCCAGUGUCAUCAGGGCUUACAAAGUCCAGGACCGAUUUAAAGAGGAGUCGUCAAGGAGGGUAGAUCAGAAUAUGGAGCCGUAUUACAUCAACUUCUCCUCAUCCAGAUGGCUAGGAGUGAGGCUGGAAUUCCUUGGAAAUUGCCUCGUUCUGGGCGCAACUAUGUUUAGUAUCUUCUCAGAUCUUAAUGGCGCUCUCGUAGGACUUUCAAUCACCUAUGCUCUACAGGCCACAGGGAUUCUGAAUCUACUGGUUGUAAACCUGACUGAUUUGGCCAAUAAUAUCGUAUGUGUGGAAAGAAUAAAGGAGUACUACACUGAUGUCAAAAGUGAGGCUGAGUGGACGUCUGAGAACAAACCACCCCCUGAGUGGCCACAAUCUGGACACAUCAAGUUUUUACACUAUAGAACCCGGUAUAGAGAGGGUCUAGACCUCGUCCUGAAGGGUGUGACUGUGACCAUUAACCACGGGGAAAAGAUUGGGAUCGUCGGUCGGACAGGGGCGGGGAAAUCUUCCAUGACGCUUUCACUGUUCCGGUUGAUUGAGAGUGCUGGAGGUGAAAUCAUUAUUGACGGUGUCCGGAUAGCUGAUAUUGGACUCCACGACCUCAGAUCCAAAAUCACCAUCUUACCUCAGGAUCCAGUUAUCUUCUCUGGAAGUUUGCGGUUGAACCUUGACCCCUUCAAUGAGUAUACCGAUCUCCAAAUCUGGAAGGCAUUGGAAACCGCCCACCUGAAAUCAUUUGUCCAAUCAUUGACCGGACAACUCCAAUACGACUGUGGAGAGGGCGGGAUGAACCUUAGUGUGGGACAGAGACAGUUGUUAUGUCUGGCCCGGACACUACUGAAGAAAACUAACAUUCUUAUUUUGGACGAGGCGACAGCAGCCGUGGAUUUCCAGACAGACGAGCUGAUACAACAAACCAUACAGAAAGAAUUCCGGAACUGCACCAUCCUCUCUAUCGCUCACCGACUGAACACCAUAAUGGAUUAUGACAGGAUUAUGGUAUUGGACAAUGGUCAAGUGGUGGAAUUCGACAGUCCGGAAAACCUAUUGGCUAAAAGAGACAGUAUAUUUUACAGCAUGGCUAAAAAUGCGGGACUAGCGAUGGAUGUCUCGGUUAGAGGACAUCGACAUACCCCCUCCCCUCCCACUGCCAAAUUAGAGACCCGAGACAAACCCAGCAGUAGGCCAGGGUCUGUCACCAGUCAGGAGGGUUCUGUCCCUCCGGCAUCCCCCAUACCUCCUCCGCCGACCACGCCCAUCAGUCGGGUAGACAGCGAGGAGACACUGCCGCGAUCCUCCAGUUCAGAGUUUGAAACAAAUGACCACUCCCCCAAUCAGAGAAGAGAGUCCACAACUGAAAACAAAGGGGAAUCCGAGGUCUGAUUCCAGGUAGGGGGUGGGGAAUAACUGUUGAUCGAUUCUUAGGAGAAAAGAAAAAAAAGCAUUAUCCAUCACCUUUUCACCAAUGGACAUAAUAGAUUGGUACCAGCAGUAGCUCCAUGUGAAGAACACAGAAUAGCUAGGCAUAUUUAAAGAGAUUUUUCUAAGAAUUAGGUGUUAUGACAUUAGGAAAUGAUAAUAUAUUACUAAGUAGCUACACCAUAUCGUUCCAUACUAUAUCUUCCAUAAAAAAUAUUAAUUGUUUGAACUGUGUUCUUAUCUAAGGAGAAGGAGGCAUUGUUUUCGUCAUGUUUGUGUUUCUGUCCAUCUGUCUUUCUGUACUUAAUUCUGGAACCAUUAAUUAGGAUGAACUUAACUUUGGUAUAUUUUUACGAAUGAUAAAAAGGUGUCAUGUUCUGACUCAGCGAUGAGAUUUUAAAAAUCAUGUCCAAAAUGUUUUGUUAAGAAGAAAGGAUUUUGAACAUUUGUUUGUAACUGAAUAUUUGUUUGUAAUUGAACAUUUCAUUUGUUUGCAAUUACCCAGACCCAGAGAUGUG